Molecule: messenger RNA, 372 nt
Organism: Staurois parvus
Lineage: Eukaryota; Metazoa; Chordata; Amphibia; Anura; Ranidae
Source: the annotation of a GenBank genome assembly
GCCUCAUAUGACAUGGGCAGCACUGAAAUCCUUCAAAAAGGAAGCACUGAAAACCUCAGCAAUGGGACCAAUAGUAACGUACAAGCUGCAAAACGCCUGGCCAAACGUCUAUACCAGCUGGAUGGAUUUAAGCGCUCUGAUGUCGCAAAGCACUUAGGAAAAAAACAAUGAAUUUAGCAAGCUUGUGGCAGAAGAAUAUCUUAAAUUUUUUGAUUUCACGGGUAUGACCUUAGAUCAGUCACUCAGGAGCUUCUUUAAAGCCUUCUCACUUGUUGGAGAAACUCAGGAAAGGGAAAGAGUUUUAAUUCACUUCUCUAACCGAUAUUUCCAGUGCAACCCAAACAGCAUGUGUUCUCCAGGUACUGUAUGUCU